AUGAUUCUUACAUCCACAGCAGAUUGUUCGCUCAUUCGAUGUGGCUUUUCCACCAACAUGGAUUUUUCUCAUGAGAAACCUGCUCCGUUCCAACUGCAGCAUGUUCAGCAACGGGUUCUUGAGACGGUCCCCCUUAUGUUUAAACAACGGCUUGAUUAUACCUUUUACCGCAAGGAUGUUUUCUGUGACGAUCAAAUAUUUGGUUUGAAGAAGCACGGACUUGAUCAACUUAUGCGUCAUCUGGGGACGAUUAGUGUUUUGGGUCAAUUUACGUUGCCACAUGUGGAAAUGGAAACGAUCAGUGUAAUCCCGGUGAUAGAAGAUGGAACAGUUCGAUGCCGCUGGCGCGUGAAAUAUGUCUCAUUUCCUCGACUCAUCUUGAAUCCUCGUCUCUUUCGAUUCGAUUAUCGGAUUAAAAACCUCAGUUGGUACGAUGGCUACUCCGUAUUAACGGUCGAUGGGAAUGGACAUGUUUUUAAAAUUACUAUUCAAAAGGAAGUCAAACUACUUUGGCAAGAAAUUCUAUUUCUCACUUUGUGA
Molecule: messenger RNA, 540 nt
Organism: Angiostrongylus costaricensis
Lineage: Eukaryota; Metazoa; Nematoda; Chromadorea; Rhabditida; Metastrongylidae
Source: the annotation of a GenBank genome assembly